UGUGACUUGUGAGGGAGAGAAUUGAACUGAGAAAGAGGGAAAUCUUCUGAAUCCGAGUAACGAGUUGCAAUGGAUGUGAUAAAGACACAGCAAAUCUCAUCUAGAUCGAUCGAAAAAGUGGUAGUUCACCCGUUGGUGUUGCUCAGUAUCGUCGACAACUACAACAGAGUCGCCAAGGACACUCGCAAGCGCGUCGUCGGCGUCUUGCUCGGUUCCACUUUCAAGGGCACCGUCGAUGUUACCAACAGCUACGCCGUGCCCUUUGAAGAAGAUGAGAAGGAUCCUAGCAUAUGGUUUCUUGACCACAAUUAUCACGAAUCAAUGUUUUCCAUGUUUAAGAGAAUAAAUGCGAAGGAGCAUGUCGUGGGGUGGUAUAGCACUGGUCCAAAACUGCGCGAAAAUGAUCUCGACAUUCAUGGGUUAUUUAAUGAUUAUGUUCCAAAUCCUGUUUUGGUUAUAAUUGAUGUUGAACCUAAGGAGUUGGGAAUUCCAACAAAAGCUUAUUAUGCCGUUGAAGAGGUUAAAGAGAAUGCCACUCAAAAAAGCCAAAAGGUCUUUGUGCAUGUGCCAUCAGAGAUUGCUGCUCAUGAAGUUGAAGAAAUAGGAGUGGAACACUUGCUUAGAGAUGUGAAGGAUACAACCAUUAGCACCCUUGCAACAGAGGUGAGUGCAAAACUCACAGCCUUGAAGGGUUUGGAUGCUAGACUCAAAGAGAUAAGGAGUUACCUUGACCUUGUUAUUGAUGGAAAGCUUCCCUUAAACCACGAGAUCCUGUACCAUCUGCAGGACGUGUUGAACCUGCUACCAAAUCUCAAUGUUGCUGAUCUUGUCAAGGCUUUUGCAGUGAAAACCAAUGAUAUGAUGCUGGUAAUAUACCUGUCGUCUCUCAUUAGAAGUGUAAUUGCACUCCACAACUUGAUUAACAACAAGAUGCUCAACAAAGAACAUGAAAGGGCAGAAGACUCGAAAUCUGAAGUCUGCGUAAGCUUACAGGUGUCGUGAUGAUUGGAGCUCUAAAGGCAAUGUUAUUGAAUACAUAGACCAAGAUUAUUACACCUUCAUCAGUUUCGUCGAUAUUCUUUCGCAUUUCUACUAGGGUUAGAGAAACACAUCUAACAUGGCACAAUGAUCCUUUUACAUUUUUUUUGUGCUUUAUUAAUGCACUUUACCCUUCAAUCCUUUUGCACCUUUUUCCCCUACCGACGGUUAAUAGUGACCGAUAGCCUAGCCAUGGCUAUCAGUAAUCAACCAUUGAAAUUGAUCACUCCCUGCCAUUAAACUCGGCUUGGUUAUUGAUCUGGUUGAAGUACUAGGUCACCAGUUCAAACAGUGGAUCACUGGUUCAACCGCAUGACCCCGUAAGUAUAUAUAAAUCUACAAUUUAUAUUAAAAAAACAUAAAUAUACUUAAAUACUUGUAAAAAAAAUAUAUCAAUUUCAAAUAUUUUAAUAUGAAAAUAAUAAAUUAUUGUCCAACAAAAGAUCAAUCAAACAUAUAAUAUUUGUGAUACUAGUGUUUCAAGUUCAUUAAACGACAUUUUUAAUUAUAAAUUAAAUCAAAAUUUCUUGCAUAUUGCAUAAUCAAGAUAAUAUUAGUGUUGUAGAUACAUAAUCUAUGUAAGUUAAUAAGUAACAAAUCACUCAAAUAUUUCAAAAGAAAACAAACUAUUUGUGUUUGCGAAUAAAAAAAAAGACAUUAAUUUAUGAAAAUCAAUUAGUUUUUUUUUUUAUAGACUGGGCCGGGUCAUCGGGUCGUACUGGGUCACACCGGUUCUGUAAUAUGGUCAGUCCAAUAUGAAAAUCGGAUCGAUUACAUGAUCAGUUUUUGGGUUGACUAGUCCGAUUUUUAUAACAUUGCUCCCUGUUACUUGGCGAUUGUAUUCAUUAACAAAAAUGUUUUGAUCUACCAAACACGAGAAUAUCAUUCUUGGGGCUUUUUGACCCUUAUGCCCCUUAAUUAAUAAUUAAUUACCAAAUUGCCCCCCAUUCAAAACUAUUUCGAAAAUUUACCCUUCCCAACAAACAUAACACCAAUCUGCCCCUGUUUGACCGUUGACCACGAAGCCUACCCGGGUACACCAUUACCUACCCGGGUAAAUUUUGAAACUUUUUAUCUACCCGAGUAUGUAGGGGUGUACCCGGGUAGAGUUCUUGAAUCUGGGAAAAUGUUUGAAUUAUUUACCCGGGUACGGAGCAGUGUACCCGGGUAAACAUCGACGGUAGGGUUUUAAAAUGCCCCAGCAGCCCCAUUUCGAAAACCCACAAAAGGGGUACCCGAGUAGAGCUGCUGGAGGAGUGUCAUCUUGAGCGAUUUCAGGCAUAAUCUUGCACUAAUUCGUCUUGUUUGUGAUCAUCAUUCGCGGACCUUGCAACCUCUCUGCCUUCUACCGAUUGAAAUCGAUCAAAGUUUAAUAGUGUGACACAAUGACCUCUCGACGCGUUUCAAAGCUGCCAGUGACCCAUUCCGAGAGAAGAACCAAGAGUCGUCACGAUGGGUCGUCAUCCUCUCAGCCCCAGGCUGCUUCGAGUCAGGCUCCGGACUUGACGUUCGGAUAUUUGUUUGAGGAUGACAUUCCUUCACACGAGAAGUUCGUGAAGUUUUUCAUGACCCGGAAGAUCUGCGAACCGAAAUCACUGGAUUCGGCAUUCUUCAACCUAGAGCGUUUUGACAUCGUGCCGCUUCUUGAGCAGACACAUUUACUUCACCUGGCGGAGAUGCGGUGCCCAUACUCGGAGGUUAUGGUAAGAGCCUUCUACCAGAACCUUGGCUACUCGCAAGGCGAGCUGACUUCCCGUGUCUGCGGGAUUGAUAUCAUCAUGACUGCUCCUAUCUGGACGGAGCUACUGGGGUUCGAUUUUGAUGGUGUCACAGGAGCAGCACUAUAUGAUGGAGACAGCCAUCAUAUAUUUGGUGAUUAUAACCGGGAGACCAUUGUUACAGAGACUAGGAGGGCAGACGCUGAGCCCGGUCAUUUUGC
Molecule: messenger RNA, 2977 nt
Organism: Gastrolobium bilobum
Lineage: Eukaryota; Viridiplantae; Streptophyta; Magnoliopsida; Fabales; Fabaceae
Product: 26S proteasome non-ATPase regulatory subunit 7 homolog A-like
Exons: 11
Coding region: 70-1002 (310 amino acids)
Biological process (GO): proteasome-mediated ubiquitin-dependent protein catabolic process
Cellular component (GO): proteasome complex; proteasome regulatory particle
Molecular function (GO): metallopeptidase activity; protein binding
Source: RefSeq, a predicted model, not a curated record